AUGAAUAAUCUCUCCACACUCUUCAAAAACCCAAGCUGCAAAGCUAUUGACAUCGACGACGUCGAUAGCUGUGAUGCCGAUAUCGAAAGCGCCUUCAGCUUCCUCGAAGAUCAAUCACGAUACUUUGCCGAUCUUGACGAUCGUGCGCCAUCGUCUGCUCAAAGAACUGGCUCAACACUCAAGAUCAACAUCGACUGUAGUGUUACCUACUCAAAUGACUAUUUUAAUGAUGUGAUCAUCGUCAACAUUCCCUCUGAAUCAUUUACCGGCAUCGAUACCUUCAUCGUGAACAACCUUGCAAUCUGCCUCCAGGCAACUUAUCCUUCCAUUUUGGUGUUCAACGUUGGAGGACAAAAUGUGACAAUUCAAUCGUUUGACAUGGAAAUACUCCGUCCCUCAGCCACUCGAAUUAUCUGGAACAUUUUUGAGGCUUCGAAUAUCCAGUUUGCUCUGAUCGCUGUGCAUGGAACCAUAUUGGCUCCGUUUGCUGAUAUCACUGCUGAAGGUGUAAUUUAUGGAAGCGUGCUCGCCCAAAGCUUCACCGGCCCCUCUCAAGUCAACAAGGCACCUUUGAACGCCUGUCAAAGCAUCGCCCCAACAAACUCAUCCUCUACCGUGUCCUCAUAUGGCCCUCCAACAUUCACGGCGACUACCUUCCUUCAGGGCAACUCUUCGCUGAGUUCGAACUGGGUCUGCGAGGGUCGCUUGGCCAUUGGUGGAAACCUUAGUUCAUCCCUGCUCUCGGUCGGCAGCUCGCUCUAUGGUGGUAUUUGCCACAGCUGCGCUGAUGUCACAGCCUGGAUCAAGUCUCAGUACGGAUCAUCGGCACCGGCCAUACUCUCCAAUGCCGCCAUUGUUAACGGAUAUGUGACCAGCGGCAUUCAAAACUCAACAGCCCUCCAAGUCACCAACGGUUAUUUCUCGAGUCCCAACGCACCCGGCAACGGAGUCCAAGUGGCCUUUAGUGACUGCAAAUAUUCUUCGGGUACCGUGUUAGAUUUCCAGUAUGCCUUCCAGUAUCUCAAGAACAUAUCGCUAGCUCUCAAGGCCCAACCAGUCACCGCGUCCGUGACAUUAACGGGAACAGUACUGACUAUCAGCAUACCUGACGGAUGCAAUGUUGCGGUCGCACAAGUCGAUAUAUCGGUGUUGAGCAGCGCAACAUCUCUUGUCAUCAAUAACCAUCACUUCUUUACAUGCACCGGCGCCCAAUGCGCCAAUGCAACAUUAAUCAUCAAUGUCGCUGGAGCCAGUGCGUCCAUCAACUCUCUGACUAUGACGGAUCUGAAUGGCGUUGAUGGACAAGUGAUAUUCAACUUUUAUGAGGCAACCAAUAUCGCCAUAUCAGCCACAGACUUUGUUGGCAUGGUCCUCGCUCCCAACGCCACAGUCACACAAGCAAGCGGAUCUCUCACUGGAAAUUUGUAUGCAUUAUCAGUGAAUGUCAGCAACUCGGUUUAUAGCGCCUUCCGAUUCAAGUACAGCGAGUUCAAGGGCUGUAUUCCGCGCAUCAGGUCAUCGCCCCCAACAUCGUCGCCUGGUGGACUCAGCGGCGGUGCCAUUGCCGCGGUCGUUGCUUGCGGUGUUGUUGCGGCAGGAGGAGCGGCUGCUGCUGGCUUCUGGUUCAUGAACCGAGCCACAGUCGCUGGUCAGGCCUUGUCUUCUGCCCCGGGCGCCCUCUCGGGGGCAAGCCUCCAACCCGCUCUACCAAGCCCCGACAAGCACUGGCGGUACAAACCCAAUCUAUCAAGGUCAAAGUUAGGCGUCAUAAAUUAAUGUCAGCGCUGCCGAUUCAACAGCACCAAACUGGACCAAUAUUUAUCUUUUUCAAACGUUAACUACUAAUUAAAUGUUAUCGUUAAGCAACCGAGUCGAAUAGAUAGUAAAUCACAUUCCCAAAAUCAACAAGAUUAAAAUAUUAAACAGGG
Molecule: messenger RNA, 1928 nt
Organism: Polychytrium aggregatum
Lineage: Eukaryota; Fungi; Chytridiomycota; Chytridiomycetes; Polychytriales
Exons: 5
Coding region: 1-1776 (591 amino acids)
Source: RefSeq, a predicted model, not a curated record